Molecule: messenger RNA, 1566 nt
Organism: Microsporum canis CBS 113480
Lineage: Eukaryota; Fungi; Ascomycota; Eurotiomycetes; Onygenales; Arthrodermataceae
Product: GABA-specific permease
Exons: 5
Coding region: 1-1566 (521 amino acids)
Biological process (GO): transmembrane transport
Cellular component (GO): membrane
Molecular function (GO): transmembrane transporter activity
Source: RefSeq, a predicted model, not a curated record
AUGGGCAGAGUACCUGACGUAGAGGUCAAUGACGUGGGCACUGAAGUCUCCGGAGACACCUAUAUCGGCCUGAGAGAUGGCACCGCAAACGACGUGCAGGAUAUGAAGCGGAUGGGCAAGCAGCAGCAACUCCAACGUAACUUCAGUUUUCUAUCUAUAUUUGGCUUUUCCAUGAUCUUGAUGAGCACAUGGGAGAGUACUCUCGGUACUGCAGCCUUUGGUCUCGGAAAUGGAGGAACGGCCGGACUGAUCUAUGUCUACCUUGGUACUGUCAUUGGCUUCUCGCUGGUGAUAGCAUCAAUGGCUGAGAUGGCCUCAAUGGCACCCACGGCGGGUGGGCAGUAUCACUGGAUAUCCGAAUUCGCUCCUCGAAGUUCGCAGAAAUUCCUAUCGUAUUUCAUCGGCUGGCUUUGCGUGCUGGGAUGGCAGGCCGGUACGGCAUCCUCCUGUUUCCUGGCAGGAACUGAGAUUCAAGGCCUCGUGAUCCUAAAUUACGACAACUAUCACCCCGAACGAUGGCACGGAACCCUGAUGGCGAUAGCCGUUAUCGCGCUGUGUGCGCUGUUCAAUACUGUGCUAGCAAAGAGGCUCCCAUUGAUUGAAGGCGUUGUGCUCAUCCUGCACGUUGCCGGUUUCUUUGCCAUUUUAAUUCCACUGUGGAUUCUAGCUCCGCGAUCAUCUUCAAAGGACGUAUGGACUAAAGUGGAGGACGCGCAAGGAUGGGGGAGUAAAGGAUUGGCUAGUCUCGUUGGGAUAAUCACUCCCGUUGUAUCACUCCUUGGGGCUGAUGCUGCCACGCAUAUGUCCGAGGAGCUUAAGAAUGCGUCAAAGACGCUCCCUAAGGCGAUGUUGGCAACUGCCGUAUUCAAUGGUUCCCUAGGUAUCAUAAUGGUCAUCACUUUUUGCUAUACUAUUGGCGAUGUCGAUAGCGUUCUAAAAACGCCAACCGGGUAUCCCUUCAUCCAGGUCUUUUAUAAUGCUACCAUGUCCAAACCGGGCGCCACGGCCAUGACAGCCAUUAUGACUUCGCUGUCUAUCUUCUGCGGUAUGACCAACAUGGCCACUGCUUCUCGGCAGUUGUUCGCAUUUGCACGAGACAAUGGUCUGCCAUUUGGCAAAUUCUUCCAGAAGGACCCACUUGGAUGGGAUAUCCCGCUCAAUGCUAUUAUUUUCACUGUCAUAGUGAGCUCAUUGCUUUCCCUCAUCAACAUCGGCAGCACGAUUGCAUUCAACCAAAUCACCUCACUUGGUCUCUGCGCGCUAUUAUCCAGCUACAUCGUCUCCAUUUCUUGCAUGGCUCUCAAAAGAAUACGUGGCGAGGCUUUGCUGCCUUCACACUUCCGUAUGGGAGCCCUUGGCCUGCCUAUCAACCUGCUCUCCUUAGCUUUUCUGGUGCUGGCAUACGUUUUCUGUUUCUUUCCGCCAACACCCAAGCCACCGCUUGACGGUAUGAACUGGAGUGUCGUCAUUUAUUUUGGGGUAUUGUUGUUUAGCCUGGUAUACUUUAUCUUCCGAGGAAGACACAAGUACGUAGGGCCGGUGGAAUACGUGAGAAAAAGUGCCUGA